Messenger RNA from Spea bombifrons (plains spadefoot toad), 970 nucleotides. RefSeq names its product endonuclease domain-containing 1 protein-like. The record is from RefSeq and is a predicted model, not a curated record. The transcript is spliced from 2 exons. Gene Ontology annotation, molecular function: metal ion binding; nucleic acid binding; hydrolase activity. NCBI's taxonomy places the organism in Eukaryota, Metazoa, Chordata, Amphibia, Anura, Pelobatidae. The coding region runs from base 62 to 928 and encodes 288 amino acids.
CUCGUGAUCCUCGUAUCGCAGGUUUAGACACCACGUCCUCCAUUUUCUGGAUUUCCCCACCAUGGCCACCUGGCUCAUACUAGCCUUGGCUGCAGUUACCACAGCCUGGGCCAAAGUGAGUCCAAAUUUCAGUGACUGCCGAGGGCAGUUCUAUGCGGGUUCCCCGCCCCAGGGGUUCGAGAGCCUCUCCAGUCAGAGCAACGUUAUCGCACCCAUCUGCCAGAUGUACGAGACUUACAACAACCCCUUCUUUGCUUCUCUUUACCACAAAGGGAACCGGGUGCCCUUAUACUCGGCCUACAUCCUGGACUUCCGACCCGGUGACGUGACCGGCGAAGAUCUGACCUUCCGGCUGGAGCCCCAGCUGGUGGACACCAGGCUCCCCCAACAGAUCACGCUGCAGCCAGCGACAGAAACCGCCAUUCGUAACCUGGGCCUGCCUGGGGUGCCGGGGGAUCUGAUCCGACAGAACCAAGCCGUCAACUCGGAUUACACCGGGAGCAACUACCACAAGGGCCACCUGAACCCCAACGCUGACCACCCCGACGGCCCAGGGCAGGAGGUCACGUACACGCUGACCAACGUGGCCCCCAUGUACGGGUCACUGAACAGCGGCGCAUGGAGGUCCAACGAGGCCAAAGUGCGGAGCAUCGCGGCCACCUGCGGGAAGAUGUACGUCGUCACGGGAACGGUUCCGGGAAACAACUGGAUUUCUUUAAACGGGGUGAAGAGAAUUAACAUCCCCAGCCACGUCUGGAGCGCCUUCUGCUGCCUGGACAACAACAACCGGCCAAUCAGAGCCGAGGGCUCACUGGCCCCCAACAACGCCAACACGGUCCAGGCCGGCCUCAGUAUCUCCAGCCUCCAGAGCCAGCUGCGGUCUCUGCUGGGAGUCAGCGUCACCUUAUUCCAGAACAACUGUGUCUAGCGGGAGACUCGUGACCCCCAAUAAAGAUCUUUGCUCUCUGAA